Molecule: messenger RNA, 721 nt
Organism: Purpureocillium takamizusanense
Lineage: Eukaryota; Fungi; Ascomycota; Sordariomycetes; Hypocreales; Ophiocordycipitaceae
Exons: 2
Coding region: 187-582 (131 amino acids)
Source: RefSeq, a predicted model, not a curated record
GGCGUGAUGUGCCCUCUACUCCAAUAGCUCGCUCACUAUGAACGAGGAUCUUGGGCGACUUACGGUGCCCGUGCCGAAGUGCAAGUAGUAUAUCAUGUUAGGAAGCUUGAAGGGGCAAGUGAGGGUGUUGUAUAUGUCAACAGCGAGCCUCGGCAUCAAUAUGCCAAAAUGUGAAAUUAAAAAGCGAUGGAUUUACUCUUGCCUCAGGACUUUUAUUUUCUAUUCGAUAUAAAGUCUACACUCCCUUAUUCUUCUUAUAGGCUGUCCUUAGCAGUUUAUGUUCAUCAUUCAUUCAUUCAGCCAUUCAUUCACUCAUUUAUAGAGCUUCCAAAACAUGCUUUCGUCCUGUGCAGCCUCGCCAUCCUGGCUAAAACCAGUCGAGCGAUGGCUCUUCAAGAGCCCAGAAACGAUGCCAAGUUGCUGCCACUCGCAGAGAAUCUCACCAAUUCGCGAAACAGCCCUAUUAGCGACGGCACAGACGACGCUGAACACCGAAAGCGCUUCAUGACCGCGCUGGACACUCUGAUAAACAACCCCGAGGACGAACCGGGCGACGCAAAGGGGCUGCUGGACUACCUGUAACAGGAGAUGGAUGCCAUCGCCCAAGCCGUUGCGAACGGACGAGACCUAUCCUCUAUGUAUAGCGCCGGCGAAGCUCCUAGCAAUGUAAAACCGCAAUGGAUGACUAGAGGGAGACGGCGGGAGAAUCUGCCUUCGUACG